This is a messenger RNA of Clunio marinus, 846 nucleotides long. NCBI's taxonomy places the organism in Eukaryota, Metazoa, Arthropoda, Insecta, Diptera, Chironomidae. The record is from the annotation of a GenBank genome assembly.
AUGAGUUUCGCUAAUUUAAUUUAUCGCAAAUACGAAAAGAAACAUCCAAGAAAAAAUUAUGUUCAAAUUGUUGAAAUUUUCGGAACACGUCAAAGGCCGCCACAUUACCUUGAAAGUGAAAAAGAUUUGAAUGAUUUUUUGGCUCGUGAUGCAUAUAAAACCGAUAUGAAUUGUACAAAAAUUAGUGAAGAUAAAAGUGAAAGAGUUACAGAGGCACCAACUACGCGACCACCUUCAACAACUUUUCCUACAAUCCCAACAACGGCUUAUUGGUUAGCAGUCAAGCCAACACUUCCUGUUACUAGUCCUAGAACGACGUAUCGCACGAUUCGCCCAAAUCUCAACAAUAUGUUCACUAUUCGAACUACAAAGCCUACGAUUAGGCCAAAUCCACGAGAGAACAGCAAUCCCGAUUACACCGACUUAGGGCAUGAAAUGGAGCCAAACGUUCAAAUGACAAAGCAUCGUUACAGCACCGUUCCACCAACCAUAGUUAUCGUUGAAACAGACGAUAUUCCAUUGACUGAAAGAACAUCGCUCUUUGAUAUUGAUAAGGAACGAACAACAACAAGAAAAUCUUAUUCGGGAGAGUUUUCAGAUGAUGAAAUAAUUUAUCCCGAUGUGGAGGAAAUCGAGGAAAAUGAUGCUGAAUACGAUGAAAAUAAUUAUCCAGAAGUAAUUCCUUCAGAUCAAAUUGAACCACUACGUGAUAAUUAUGAUGAUGAAGUUGAUGAAGGUUAUGAAGAUUAUGACGAACAAAAUGUAGACCUUGGAAGAAGACGAAAACGUCACAAGAGAAAGUUAGUCACGUCGAUAAACAAACGAAAAAAUACAACAAAAAAUUAA